CGCUGCCUUCAUCGUCUCCAAUCCGUUCUCAGGCUCUUCAGAUCCAAUCUUCUGUAGAUUCUGGGAAGCAGGACCUGUCCCUGUUUUGUUCUCUGAAAUAAGAGUCCUCUGUAACAUUUGAAUCGACUUCCGUUCUCGUUAGGUGCUUGAGAAAAGGAAGCAUUUUAUGGACUCUCUUCGGUUUCGAUUCGAUUACCUUCUUCCCGAAUGAAAAUUUCGGUUCUAGGACGGGCGGUGGAGCAAAGCUUCAAGCUUUGGAAUCGUCAGAAUCGAAAGUUUGGAUUUUGGCCUGCAACGAAUUGAGUUCAUCAGUUCAUCAGCUGCUGGUCGUUUCUCCCUUCUUCCAUAGAAUGGAUCUUUGCUGCAGCAAAGAAUUCAAUCUGGAUUUUUGGAUUCCAUCUUCUUGUUUUGGUUUGGGAUUCAGGUCAAUUACUUGAUUCCCUUUCUGCUAAAGGGUUUAGGGGUUUUGGCCGCUUCACAAUCUUGCUUCUGUUCUUCAUUCCCUUCUCAUCUCUGUCGGAUGCUGGACAUUUUCUGUCUGAAUGUUCUAAUAGAGAGAAGAAUUCCGUAAAGGUUUAGGGUUUUAGGAGUAGAUUUUGGUUGUUUUCGGUCUCAGACUCAUCUGAAGCAUAGAAUUCUGAGGCUUGUAGGUUGUACAAUUGCAUCGUUUUCUUCGAGCUACCAUGUCGUCGUGCCUCGGCGGCGGCGGUGGCCGGGCCUACGGCUUCGACCUCGACAUCGUCAAGCCAUCGUCUCCGUCGUCGGGCCGCUCGUCGGACUCUUCCUCGCCUUCUUCCACCCUCUCCGAAUCGAGCAACACAAUCUCCAUCAAGAGGGCGGCGAGAACUCCGCGGAAGAGACCCAAUCAGACCUACAAUGAGGCCGCCGCGCUCCUCUCCACCAUCUACCCCAACAUCUUCUCCACCAAGAGCCUAAAGAAGCUGUCCAAGAACCCUCGAACUUUUGCCUCCUUCCCUGAAUCCUCCGACCUCCUGCCGCCCUUCCCGGUCCUCGGCGACGCCGGCUUCCUAAUCGACAAGAUUCAGCCCGAGAAACCCGCCGCCGUACGCGUCGAGCUCAAGCUUAAGGUUCCGUUCGAGAAGGAGUGCACGAGCCCAGUGAGCAACGUCUCCUGGGAGCCUAACUCCCCGAACCCCUUCGACGAUGAUGACGACUUCGACGCGGAGUCCAUUCUCGAUCAGGAGGUCGAAGCGGGCAUCGACAGCAUAAUGGGCAACCUCAACACGAACACUCCCACCGACGACGACAACAGUGAGGGAUCGAAUCACUCCAAUUCCGGCAUCAAUCCUUUGCUUCGGAGUCUCAUCGGAUGCAAAAUGGGCGGCAAGUUCGAGCUCGGGCUCGGGUUCAGGCUCAGAAGAAACCUGCAGCGAGCGCUGAGGAACAGCGAUGAGGGCUACUGGUGGAGGUCUCCAACAGUACCAGUUCGAGACAUCACUCCAGAUAUCAACCCGUCGACGGCGACGGCCACGGUGACGCCGCCGGCUUUGGAGAAGAAGAAGAAGAAGAAGAAGGUGGACAAGGAGGAAGUGGAUGGCACGAAGAAUUCCGCAAGCGCUACUCCCAACCCACCGCAGGAAAAGCUGAAGGCUUCUCUGGGGCUCAAACUGAGCCACGAGGAGGUCAUCAAUGCAUGGUCUGACAGCGGCUCCAUCUUCUCAGACGGCCCUGACUCGCCGAAUUCAUCCGCCGACGCUCUCGCCAGGUUGGCUGACAUCGAUCUCUUUCUUGACGCGGCGGGCGUCGGCGGAGUCAGGGAGGCGAGCGUUCUGAGGUACAAGGAGAAGCGGAGGAGCCGACUGUUCUCGAAAAUGAUCCGGUACCAGGUGCGGAAAACGAACGCCGACCGGCGGCCCAGGAUGAAGGGUCGCUUUGUGAGGAGGCCAUCCCUUCUCCAGCAAGCGAUAGAGGAAGAGCGGCAGUGAAAACCAUAGUUGCAGAAGACAUCAAGGUCAAAGUGCUAAUAAGAUUCUCCGGCAUCAAGGAGAGGUAUAUUAGGCCUUCAAUCUUGCUGCUGCAUCUUCUGCUCGUUCCUGGUUGCUACCAAACUGGUCAUGCUAAGAAAAAGGUGCAGAUUAAGGUCGCAGCUUUGAUGAAAGAAGACAGCUAAGAACACAGUAAUCUACUGUCACGCAAACCAUAUGCUUCACGUGAAGCCUAGAUGACACACUAUCUUUCUUUUCAAGGGUGGUUGGGAUCAGAACUCAAGAACAUAGAUUCUGAUAUCGCUGUCGCGGGGGUGAAAGCUCGAUACGAUCAUGUCAGAUUGGUCAUGCUCAGCUUUGCUUGGAUUGAUUAAGUUUGAUGAAACAACAGAAAAGAUUUAAGAAUGGAAUGUUCUUUGUUCCGAUUCAA
Musa acuminata AAA Group (dessert banana) is the source of this 2376-nucleotide messenger RNA. Its product is annotated as protein CHLOROPLAST IMPORT APPARATUS 2-like. Gene Ontology annotation, cellular component: nucleus. The transcript is spliced from 4 exons. Gene Ontology annotation, molecular function: protein binding. The record is from RefSeq and is a predicted model, not a curated record. The coding region runs from base 684 to 1946 and encodes 420 amino acids. Gene Ontology annotation, biological process: regulation of DNA-templated transcription. Lineage: Eukaryota; Viridiplantae; Streptophyta; Magnoliopsida; Zingiberales; Musaceae.